Molecule: messenger RNA, 1632 nt
Organism: Sinocyclocheilus grahami
Lineage: Eukaryota; Metazoa; Chordata; Actinopteri; Cypriniformes; Cyprinidae
Product: probable E3 ubiquitin-protein ligase TRIM8
Exons: 5
Coding region: 27-1130 (367 amino acids)
Source: RefSeq, a predicted model, not a curated record
GUGUUGUUUUCCCCUCCCUUCAGCAUAUGCUAAUGAAGCAGCAGGAUCGCAUUGACGAUCGAGUGAAAGACAUCGAGGAGCAGCUGUAUAAGUUAGAGUCUGACAAACUACUAGUGGAGGAUAAGGUACGGCAGCUGAAGAAGGAGGUGCGUGUGCAGUAUCACAAAAUGCACCAGCUCUUAGAAGAUGACCUGGGGAGAACUCUAGAGGUGCUGGAUAAAGCACACUCCAAAUACUGCCAGGAGAACUCGACCCAAACCCUCCAGCUCAAUGAACGCCGCCAGGAGGCCAAGAAACUGCUCAGCUCUGUCCAAGUUGUGUUUGAUAAGGCAGAGGAUAUUAACAUUAUGAAGAACACAAAACCAGUGAAAAUACUCAUGGACAGAUCACAGUCAAGCACGGGCAGUGUUCUGCCUCCUUGCAAAGUGGGUCAUCUUAAUUCCAAAAUAUUCCUGUCUGAAGUCUCAAAAAAGGAAAAGAACUUGCGUAAAAUACUGGAAGCACCAUUCAGUACUCCUGCACACUUCCUCCAGAGCGUUUCUGUCCACCCCUCCAGUGUGAAUACCUCCGGGGUUGAGAAACGCAAACACUCCACGACCUUCCCUGAAAGCAGCACCAGCCUGCUGGAGUCCUCGUCAGGCCCCAUGAGCAAACAGCAGUUCCUGGGUCAAGGUUCCAACUCCAUAGACGGGCCAGUGUCGCAGCCGCACAUGGCUCCCUGUAGCUCCACCCAGCACAUUGUAGGCCUCAGCAGUAGCAGCAGCGCCCAGUCUGUCCAUCAUUCCAGCUCCGUUUUUACUCCUGCUGACUACCCCAACCCCAGCUCGUCCCAGCAGGCCAUGCUGCCGCAGUACGGCGGCCGUAAGAUUCUCAUGUGCACGAUGGACAACUGCUACUGCUCUAGCGUCCCCUCCAUAUCGAACCACCAUGGCCAUCCUCCCUACCCGCGCUCGGGAUCUUUCCCUUGGACACAGGACUACACCCACCCCCUGCCCUCCACGCCCUCAAUGUCCCAGCCUCUCCAGGGGCUCUCCAUGCACGACUGGAUUGACGCCUCACAGAGCCACAGGCACCCUGAUUUCUAUGGAUUGUACGGCCAAUCUUCCACUAAACCAUACGUCACCAGUUAACUUCCCCUGCAUCUCUGGUUUAUCUCCAAUAACUCACCCAUUUCCUUAAGGUUCGGUCACAUUUGCGAAAUUUUGCGUGCAAAAACAAGUAAAUUGUCAAUAGCAUAGAGAUGAAUGAAGCACAGCUCACACAGAAGUCAGUUUCAAACCAGGCAAAUCUGCAUGACCAACUUGAACAUGAGGGAAAUCUGUGUGGGGAAAUUUUUUGCGCUUGCGCGAAAUUCCCAAUUGCGUGGAUUCUUAUUGGAAUGACUGGAUUUCGCCUGCAAAAUUUUGCCAAACAACGGCAAAUGUGACUGCACCUUUAGACCUUUUUUUCCCGCCUGUCUUUCGAAAUCAGGCUUGUUAUCAUCACAAUCAAAAGGACAGCACUUUUUAGCAUGCAAUGCAAGUCUCUCGGCUUCAAAACACUGAUCUCUUCCAACUUAAGCAUUAAUACCUUUUCUGUCCCUGUGUAAAACAUAAUAAGGGAAUCUUUCUUUGAGAAAUGUGGAGGUGGGAC